This is a messenger RNA of Sinocyclocheilus anshuiensis, 2147 nucleotides long. Its product is annotated as serine protease HTRA3-like. The transcript is spliced from 9 exons. NCBI's taxonomy places the organism in Eukaryota, Metazoa, Chordata, Actinopteri, Cypriniformes, Cyprinidae. Gene Ontology annotation, biological process: proteolysis. The coding region runs from base 327 to 1730 and encodes 467 amino acids. The record is from RefSeq and is a predicted model, not a curated record. Gene Ontology annotation, molecular function: protein binding; serine-type endopeptidase activity. Gene Ontology annotation, cellular component: extracellular region.
CAGACUUCACUCGAGGAUGUUGAGAUGGUCUGCACAUGAAACUCCACCAUACAUCGAGAGGCUUUACAUAGGCUACAUUGUUUUAAUAAGUUGCACGAGAAAUCAUCGGCAUUUGCACGCAUCAAUAGAUCAGAUUGGCUUAGAUAAGCAAUAUUCCUCCUGGGACAACCUUUUCACACUGGUCUUUCGACGGAGCCUGCAGGAACGCACACAUUUCAUCUGAAAGACGCUUUUGCAUUGGAAAUCUCAUGCGUAAUGGUGAUCUCCAGAGGACACUGACUAUCCAAGAACUGUCUGAGAAUUCGUUUUCAUUUUAAACCAAAAAAAUGCAGGUCAUUCUGUUUGUCUCGGUCGUUUUUCUUUGCAUCAAAAAUGCUUUCGCGGAUACUAAACUCAAGUGUCCGGAGCGCUGUGAUGUGAGUAAGUGUCCGAGCCCGAGCUGCCCGAGCGGGUAUGUGCCGGACCGCUGUAACUGCUGUCUGGUGUGCGCGCAGGGAGAGGGCGAGCCGUGCGGCCGCAAGGACGAUCUUCCCUGCGGGGACGGGCUGGAAUGCAAGCACCCGUCUGGAAAAAGACUGUCCAAAGGCAUGUGUCAGUGCAGGUACAGCAGUAAAGUGUGCGGCAGUGACGGGAACACGUACGGUAACAUCUGCCAGCUGAAGGCCGUGAGCAGGAAAGCGCCGCAGCAGGGUCUGCCCGCGGUCACCAACCUGCACAAAGGACCCUGUAAAAGCAAUCAAGGUCCCACACACCCCAGCAGCCCAAGGAACAAAUUCAACUUCAUUGCUGACGUGGUGGAGAAGAUCGCCCCUGCUGUGGUACACAUUGAGCUGUUCCUAAACCACCCCCUCUUUGGCCGGACGGUUCCGCUAUCAAGUGGUUCAGGUUUUGUAAUGUCAGAGACUGGGCUGAUCGUGACUAAUGCUCAUGUGGUGUCCAGCACCACACCUGUUUCGGGUCAUCAGCGACUCAAAGUACAGAUGCGUGAUGGGGAUGUGUAUGAGGCCACUAUCAAAGACAUUGACAAGAAAUCUGACAUUGCCACUAUCAAAAUCAACUCGCAGAAAAAGUUGCCCAUUUUAUUGCUGGGUCACUCGGCAGACCUGCGCCCGGGUGAGUUUGUGGUUGCUAUCGGCAGCCCGUUUGCCCUGCAGAACACCGUGACGACAGGAAUAGUCAGCACUGCACAGAGAGAUGGGAAAGAACUGGGUCUCCGUGACUCAGACAUGGACUACAUCCAGACUGACGCCAUCAUCAACUAUGGGAACUCAGGUGGACCACUCGUUAAUUUGGAUGGAGAGGUGAUAGGAAUCAACACCCUGAAGGUAGCUGCAGGAAUCUCCUUUGCCAUUCCUUCAGACAGGAUUACUCGCUUCUUAAAUGAUUCAUUGGGAAAGCAAAACAAAGAGACAAGAGCAGUGAAGAAGCGUUUCAUUGGAAUCCGAAUGCUCACCAUCACAGAAGCACUGGUGGAAGAGCUGAGGCAGCAGAAUCCUGAUUUCCCUGAUGUCAGCAGCGGGAUCUACGUCCAUGAGGUGGUUCCUCACUCUCCUGCUCAGAAAGGGGGCAUCAGAGAUGGUGACAUCAUGGUUAAGUUAAACGGAGAGCCUCUCAUGAGCACCAGCGACCUGAAGGAAGCGCUCAACCAAGACACGACUCUGCUGCUGGAGGUGCGCAGAGGCAACGACGACCUGCUCUUCAACAUUGAGCCUGACGUCAUCAUGCAGUGAGACCCAAAUGUGAACCAUCGAACUCUCACUGAAGACAUUGAUUUUAUCAUGUCAGUCAUGCACUGUCAUGGCCAAAGGGAUGUCUUACAGGGCAUCCUUCUACAAAACAGGGACCUCUUUUACAAGCUGAGAGGAAUCUAACCUUGAGCUUUUGCAAUCUCGGUCAUGUCAAGUCUGCCUAAGAGAUUUUAUAUGAAAGGCAUUUCAUAACAGCACACUUUCUUCGAAGCAGGUUUGAAGCGGAGAAUGAUUUAGAUCAUUGCAAAUAUGAAAAAUUGCAGUACUGUAUUUUGUAGAAAAAGACAAAGCUGGUGAUAUUUUAUACCCAGUCCACAAUGAAUCUACAAUGAAAUGUUAAGCUGGGAAAAUUUUUAAAAGUUGAAAUCUCAAUAAAUUAUAUAUAUAUUAUAUAAUUAU